AUGAAAUAAAAAAGUUAUUUGCAAUUUCUUUAUUGUAAGAUUCAUGAUUUUUAUGGUAUUAAAGAUGAUUUUCAAGAGAGCGAUUAGAGUCAGAUUUAAAUUUAAAAGAAGGAUUAUAUUUUUUAUAUUAUAAGGCUACUUCUGUGA
Molecule: messenger RNA, 147 nt
Organism: Paramecium sonneborni
Lineage: Eukaryota; Ciliophora; Oligohymenophorea; Peniculida; Parameciidae
Source: the annotation of a GenBank genome assembly